UCCUCGUCGGCGCCACAACUCCCUCAGUCAACCACCACCCACCCGGGCAUGUCCCUCUCCCCGAACACCCAGUUCUCACAUUCUUCAAAGCGCUCAAUCUCACCCGAAUCAUCUCCCUCAGGGAAGAAGAAACGCCGCAUAGAUGACGAAGAAGAUGACAAGAAGGAGAAGAUAAAGCUCACUAGAGGGUCUAGGGCAUGCACCGUCUGUCGCAGGCUAAAGAUGAAAUGCGAGGGUGCAGAGAACGGCCCGCCCUGUAAACGCUGCAUCCAAGGUUCUCACGACUGCGUCUUCGAGGAAAGCAUGCGCGGAAAGAGGAACCACAAGAAACAAGAAGCCCUCACAGGCAAGCUGCAGUCCUUGGAGCAGCAGAUAAACUCCCUCCAAGCCUCCAUCCCUUCCUCCACUGCCCAGAACGCCAAACCUGAGCCCUCACCACACUCUAUCUCCCUCACCCCGUCUUCCCUCGUCCACUCCACCCCUGUCCAGCCGAGUCAAAGCCCGCUCACCCCUGCCCAUCCCUUGCAGGAACGCAAGCCCUCGCAGCCAUCGUCCGCCCCUUCCUCUCCCCUCCCCAGCCUCCCCGACAACACACUCAACCCGCUUGGCCUCCUCGCCGAAGCCUCCAUCCAGAAAUACCGUUCUGCACAGCACGAGCUCGCUGCCCAUGCUCAAGGAAUCGGAAAGGGCAUUGCCGGAGAGAGCUACUUCAAGCCGGGCCCGAUGACCCUCUUGCCUAUCAGGAGACUUGUUAUCGAACGGCAGGUACAACCCGAGAUACUCGAGUUUGUCGAUAUGCAGGAAGUGUUCGCUUUGUUCGAGAUAUUCUACACCAACUUGAACCGUCAUUGUUGUCUCUUUGAUCGGGAAGUCCACACACCGCCGUUGAUUUGCUCCAGGUCCCCAUUCCUCUUGACAGCUAUCUGCGCCAUAUCGAGCAAAUUCUAUAAAGGGCGAGAAGACAACGGAGAGCUCCAAGGAAAGCUGAAUAAUGUCGCCAAGAAGCUCGCUUGGAGUACCCCCGCCCAGGGGUAUAAGAGUGUCGAGAUCGUCCAAGCCUACCUCCUCCUCGCCCUCUGGGGAACCGGCCCUGUCCAGCGCUUCGAACAAGACCGGACCUGGCUCCUUUUAGGCAUGGCCAUCCGCAUGGCGACCGACCUGAACCUACACCGCGCUUCGCCCACGUCCAUCCCCCUCUCCGGCACGUACAGGGAUAAGGCGGAUAUUGCCGAAGUCAGGAAUCGAGAACGGACUUGGAUAUUGUGUUACAACUUGGACAGGAGCUUGAGUGCUCAGAUGGGAAAGCCCUAUUCUAUACAGGAGGACUAUAUUAUCAGGAACGCGGGGCUCUGGGCACAGCACCCGGAUGCGCUCCCCGGUGACAAGGCUCUCUGCGGAUUCCUGGAUUAUCAGCGGAUCCUUUCCCGCUGUGUCGAGUUCUUCUACGCCGGCACAUCCGACCCGUCAGGCUUGCUCAAAGCCUGUGAUUGGAGUACCAUCAUCAAGGCUUACGAAGCGCAGUUAGCAGCCUGGCGAGACGGGUUCCACAAAGCUAGAGACCAGGAAGUGUGGGUCGACCCCGACGUAAAAUAUCGCAAAAUGGUUUCUGCACUGCAGCAUAAUUACAGCCUUUUGGUGAUCAAUACUUUUGGUCUGCAUCACGCGCGCGAGCACUCGCACGUCGAUGUCGCCCAUUUCUUCUCCCGCUGCUACUCCACAGCAGUAGAGUGCGCACGCAUCAUCACCGAGCAGCUGGGUCCGAGCGGAUACCUUAAGUACUCGCCAGACAGCCACUUCGUUCUCUGCUCAUACGCAGUCAUCACCCUGCUCAAGCUUGUUCGUCUCGAGUUUGAGAACUAUCUCCCCACGGGCGUAGACCCGAUCAAGAACGUUCGUGAUGCUGCAGAUGUCCUCGCCAAGGUCGCUGUCAACAAGUACCAUACACCAGCACUCUACGCCGCCUUCCUUCGCGCCCUUAUCAAUGUUCGUGAUGGUACUUCUGGUCCAGCGACGAGGCACACGAGCGUAGCCCCUACGCCUGGGCCUCCCCCGCAUAAUGCGAGCUCCACUGGUGAGGUGCUCGAGCCGUUUCCCCCGACCGCGCCUGCUCUCUCUGCUACUGCCCAGCCCAAUCAGACGCAAGUCACUCCAGACUUUGCAGAGUAUGGAUUCGGUACCAACGCUGGGCUCAGUGGGAACGGCAUGGACGCAGACGAGCUGAGCAAUCUAAAUGGUCCCUUUGGGGGGAUCCUGACGGAUGCGUUCUGGGAUAGUGUACUUAUUCCUGGGUAUUCGAAUACGCUCGAUCUUAGUGGAGGGUUCGUAUUUGGCUCUGGAGGCAGCGGACUUAUAACGCCUCGUAUCGGAUCGCCCCCGUUCCUGAGUACGACACUCGAUUUUGGAACGGACAGCCUGCAGCAUCGCUGAGCGAGAAGAAUUCAGUCAUCUUGCCUAUUGAUAUAAUGCUUUAGAUACAGUACAUUCCUUCGGUUUGUAGCGCUAGAUUUGGUUUGUCUUCCUAGCCUGUCCUUCGUACAUGUGUUGUAGCAAUGGCGUAUCUAGCCUCACCCUUAUUUAAAAAGUUUGUACCCAG
Molecule: messenger RNA, 2593 nt
Organism: Dacryopinax primogenitus
Lineage: Eukaryota; Fungi; Basidiomycota; Dacrymycetes; Dacrymycetales; Dacrymycetaceae
Exons: 14
Coding region: 49-2427 (792 amino acids)
Biological process (GO): DNA-templated transcription; regulation of DNA-templated transcription
Cellular component (GO): nucleus
Molecular function (GO): DNA-binding transcription factor activity, RNA polymerase II-specific; zinc ion binding; transcription cis-regulatory region binding
Source: RefSeq, a predicted model, not a curated record